AUGCCGUCUGCUACGCAGCUUAUAGACGAGAGCAUCUCUUGUGCCGCCACUGGUGCGUCAGCGGCCGCGUACAGGCAGCGGAAAGCUGGUAUCAGGGCCUUGCUCGCGCUCGUGCUCCUCGUCAAUCUGGCUGCUAGCCUGUACCAACUCCCCCUGAGCAGGGUGAUCGAGCGCCGGCUGUGUCGUGAGCACUAUCUGAUCGCGGACCCAUCGGUCAUCGAUCGAGAUGGCAACGUCGAAGAGCGCCUAUGCAAGGUUGACGGCGUCCAGCAGGGUCUGGCCUGGAUCCAGGGAACCAUGGAGACUAGCUGGAUCGUGGGUGAUUUCGUCAUGACGAUUCCCCUGGGCUUUCUCGCCGAACGAUAUGGGCGGCGCACCAUCCUCUGUCUCAAUCUUGCCCCCCGCAUCGUCAUGCUGGCGUGGGCCGUCAUCGUGGGCUAUUUCGAACAGAUCAUGCCAACGAAGGCCAUCGUUGCAUCGCCGUUUCUAUCCGUACUGGGUGGCGACUGUGUUUUCAACUCAAUCACAUAUGCAAUUGCAUCUGGCAUCACGGAUGAUCACGUCCAACGUGCCACAUACUUUGGAUGGAUGAGCUCUGUUUCAUAUGUUGUCAACUUGCUGGGUCCGGCCCUUGCAUCGGCUUCUAUGAGUCUACUUCUAUGGCUACCGUUCUGGAUCGGCAUAUCCCUCCUUCUUUUGGCCAUCCCGGCCAUAUCUUUCAUCGGCGACUCACCCGAGAAUCACUCUCGUGCUUCCGUAUCCCGGAAUACGGAUGAUCAAGCGAGGCCUCUGUUGUCGUCUCCUGUUCUGAAAGCCCAAGACGCCGAAGCAUCUCUCCUACGGUCUAUCGUCCAGCGUUUCGGUGCCUUGCGAUCCAUCAUCGCGAGUCACCCACGCAACAUGAGUCUUCUUCUCAUCAGCUUCAUCCUCACGUCUCUUGCAAGCUCAGACACCAAGCUGUUGGUGCAGUACAUCUCCAAGAGGUAUGGUUGGACGUUUGCUUCCACAGGCUAUCUCUUGUCCGCCAAAGCUGUGGUCAACUUUACACUGCUUACAGUCAUCGUUCCCGCAAUCUUACGUUCUGGCCAGAAGAGGUCGCUUCAUAUCCCCCCCGAAGUGGUCAGCCACCGUAUGAAUAUGUGCUAUGCCAAGAUCUGUUUGGUAAUCUCUAUACUUGGUGCUUUAGCUAUAGCCCUGGCCACACAGAUCUGGAUGUUGGUGCCGUCGCUGUUUCUUUACGCUCUCGGCUCCGCCCUCCCGGUCUUCACCCUCUCGUUGCUCAAAUCACCUUACGUCGCUCCAAAACGGAACGAACGAAGUCUGGAUAUGGUCGAUCCUGAAUCACAUGUCUUCUCUAUCGUCAUGAUGGUCAAAACUUCAGGAUCACUGUUAGGCGCGCCUCUAAUGAUGGUCCUCUGGGUUCGAGGCAUCUCAUUGGGUGGCGCCGCAUUGGGAAUCCCGUACUUUGUGUCCGCUAGCUGUUAUAUUGUUGCCCUUGCUGUACUCUCGAGCAUUUCCGGUAGACAGAGUUAG
This is a messenger RNA of Colletotrichum graminicola M1.001, 1533 nucleotides long. RefSeq names its product major facilitator superfamily transporter. Lineage: Eukaryota; Fungi; Ascomycota; Sordariomycetes; Glomerellales; Glomerellaceae. Gene Ontology annotation, biological process: transmembrane transport. Bases 1 to 1533 code for a protein of 510 amino acids. Gene Ontology annotation, molecular function: transmembrane transporter activity. The transcript has 3 exons. The record is from RefSeq and is a predicted model, not a curated record. Gene Ontology annotation, cellular component: membrane.